Molecule: messenger RNA, 486 nt
Organism: Penicillium expansum
Lineage: Eukaryota; Fungi; Ascomycota; Eurotiomycetes; Eurotiales; Aspergillaceae
Exons: 1
Coding region: 1-486 (161 amino acids)
Source: RefSeq, a predicted model, not a curated record
AUGGACUCGACACUGCGGACAGCAUACAACCCUCAAGCACCUCUCGUCCAGCCUACCACCUCCUUCCAUCCCUCUUCCUCGACCCCCAACCCUUCAACCGGGCAGUCGAACAUGGCAGCCCAGGCUCAAAGUACCCUAGAAGUCGCAUCGAAUGCGACCAGCCAGGUGUUCUCACCCUCGCUUCAAUCUGCCUGUUCCCCGCAGACCUCCGCCCCUCCCAUGCAACCCUUGUCACAGGCAUUUGGCAACACAUCCAACCCGAGUACCAUUCCCAUCGCCCCCGCAGUCAACACCCAAGCAUUAUUACCUAUGAAUGCAGCCCCCGCUCCGGCGCCCACUUCCGAUGCCUAUCCCCACCAGAUAAAUGGUCUCGGGGGUCCAACUGCCACAGCGCCCUUUCUGCAGGAUUUCAAUCUCGUCGCCGAGGCAGCCAAGCGUGCUCAAAUGGGUAUUGUCAUGCGGGAUCUCGAGAGCGUGACUCUAUGA